CGCGGGAACCCACCUUUUGGAUCCUUACCAGCUUGCUAUUUGAGUUGUUUCAGCUUCAUGCUUCGCAAGUCUCUCUUCCUCCCUCCUUUACGACUGACUUCUUUCCGCUUCCCUGGCACCGGCUGCUCCUCUUGGAUUUUCUCACUGCUAGUUGCUCGGGGUUGCACACUCUCACCUCUUUCUCUCCUUCUCCGUCUGCUGUCUGGACCCGUUCGAAUUUUCAACAAGUCUUGGGAAUCCCGCAAUGUCACGCAUCCACUUCGACCGGGCUUAUCAAUUGUCCGGCGAUGACUCAUCUUCAAUAAUUUUGGCAACGGCGACCAGCACGGCGGGCGGGUCCUCGAAUCCGACCUCAAUGUCCUCCAGGGUUUCUUCUCUCGGACCCCCAUCGACCGCCCCUUCGAUUUUCACCACAGCAGCCUUCGACACUCACCCAUCGAGCACACUCGACGUGACCCCCAGCCCCGUCGCCACGGUCACGGUGACACAGAGCCAUAUUGGAACUUUUCUCGCAGUCGGGAUUUCCCUCGUCGUUCUCCUAAUAGCUCUGUUGUGCUUCGUAUACUGCUGCGGGCGGCGUUCGCGCGCGACGGCAGACGUGGCGGAUGACGAAGAAAUCGAGCUCGGGAGCGUCCCGAAGAGACGCGCUGGGCGUGCCGGAGCUAUGCCCUCCGGUCGCUGAAGGGACGACGUGAUCUGGAGGCUGUUCUUACUAUUGCGCUGCGUUCGGUAGCUGAUUGGGUGGGAAUUGAUCAUGAUAAGUGCGGGCAAUAUUUCCCUUGAAGCGCUUUUGGAAAGCCUGGAUUUUCACAUCUAUCAGCAGGUGCUGCGAUCCGAUGCGAUCUGCCUAGACAUAAGGCCUAGACUGACUGUGAGACUUUGCACUGCCGUUUGGCUUACCAUGGCCAUUGUCCUAUGGCGCAGCCGUCCCCAAAAAAUCGCCUGCGUAAUGAGCUUUCCAAAAUGAUGCGAUGAAGGAAAGCGCUACAUCGGUUUGUGCAUAACUAAUUUGAACGCAGCAAUUAAAAAAAAAGCUUUGUCAAGUGCCAGUGGAAGGUAAAGAACUCAGCCGGGUUUCCUCAUCUCAAACGGAGCCCCCCGAUCUCCGAGGGCAGGCGAUGCCACCACUACGUGCGACGACAUACGUUCAGCGUACGAAGGCGGUGGAUCCAACAUUGAGCCACUAUCAACAUCCGCUGUGGAUGCCAGUGCAGAUGGGAGGUGCGUGCCGCCGGCCGAGGCUGAGCCCGAGCCCAGGCGAUUCGGCGACAGCAGGGACUGGAGAGACCCGGCGCUGUGCACUUGGACAGUGGUGUACGGAACAGGUGUGCGUUCCUGAUCCUCCGUGGAUGUCCUGCAAGUGCGGUGGCGACGGUAUCGCAUACAAAGAAAGAUGGCCGCAAGUGCGACGACGGAGAUGCAGACGGCGAUAACGACGCCGAUCAUGCUGGUAUUUUUCCGGCGAAUGCCGGUGGCGGGCGGAGACACUUCGGGUGAAGUACCCGUGGAUGCGGUGGGAAGAAGAGCGCUCGAAACAGUGGCGGAUGCAGAGGAUGACGCGGAAGAUGAUGGAGUAGAUUGAGAUCCAUGCGAGGUUAUGCUCCUCGAGGUUAUAUUCACGCUGCUGGGUGAUUGCGGACCGACAGUUGAUAUUGAAGUCGAGCUCUGGAAUACGGUGUCCGUGCUCCCUGUGCUAGACAAUGUGUUGAUCACUGCGGUGCCCACAGCUGUUGCGGUACUCGUCGUGACUUGAGUCGAAACUACGACCGCCGUGGUGGGAGGCGUCGACAAAGUGGAGGAGGUCGCCGGUUGGUCAUCGAACCUGAGGUAAAAACAAAUCGAGCGCAAUGAAACACAACAACCGCCCGAAAUUGAACCACU
This is a messenger RNA of Mycena citricolor, 1881 nucleotides long. The record is from the annotation of a GenBank genome assembly. Lineage: Eukaryota; Fungi; Basidiomycota; Agaricomycetes; Agaricales; Mycenaceae.